CCUGUUUAACUCUGUCAGUUCCACAACACACAUAUAGCUCACUGAGUCAGCUGUCGAAAAACACUCUGGUGGUGAAAUGAGCGCUGAAAACUGUGAUGAAAAUGUGUCCGUGCCUUUACGGAAUCUCCUGAACUCCAUCCAGUGUAUAAGAGACAGAGUCAGAGGUAAAUGGAACACCUUUAUUUAGUUAUGACGCAGCAGGUAAGAUGGGCCAGCUAGCUGUUAGCAUUCUAACGUAUGUAACAGUCCAAGGUUCACCGUUUGUUAUACCGUUGUCUUGUCUUACGAUCAGGGUUUUUUCGUCAUAUAAAAAUUGAUUUGAUUUGUAGCCGUAACUGUUUGCAGCAUUUGACGCAGUUUAACAGCUGUGUGUUUGCUGGAUAUUGAGCUGUCAGAUCGUCAUGAAUCCUGUUUAAGUCUAAUGAACUGCCCUGAUGAAUAAUGUCGCAUAACAGGGUUGUAGAAGUCACAUAAUUUAAUCCUCUGAUUCUGUAUAACGUUUAUAGAGGUGUAAAUGUGACUUUGGGUCUGUUUCAUGGCAGUUUAGAAUUCUAUACUGAGUUUUACCCGGUCAAAAAUGAUCUAUUAUGAGUUGAACUAGAGCUUUAACUUAACCUCUGUGGGUCGAACAGGACUCAGUUCAGCCUAAGUUCUUCCAGUAUAGGCUGCCCUCAACACAAUGCUUUACUUUUAUACCUGAGAACUGCCAGGUACCAGGGUCCUCAGCUUUAUGAAUGCUUCGUGCUCCACCUAGUGUCCAAAAUUACAAUUACACUAACAUCAAACUUAGUUUUGUAUCAUACAGAAGUCAAAUAACGCUCACAAUUCAGCUCCGACAAGAGCUGUUCAAACUCUCCAAAUGAUAAGAAAGGAGCUUCUUUACUUCCCUGGACCAUCCUCCAUAAAAGAGGAGGAGGAAACUUGACCCACAGUUCUUUGCAAAAACCACAUUUAAAGUUAUUGAAAGUAGUUUUAUCCUCCAUCACUUUGACAUUUAAACUCAGUCUUAGUCUUUUAAUGUAACCCAGCAAUUCUGCCUCAUAAAGCUUUUAUUUCCCACCACAGAUGGAGAGUCCAAUGAGUCUGACGGAGCGUUCAACCUCUCCAACUUCUGGGACACCCUGAGUUGAGUAUCGUCUGUGAAACCACUGUUAUACUUACCUUUUUUUGUUUAUUUUCUUUCUCAGUUGAUAAUUUUUUAAUGUCCAUCUGGAUUCAUCAAUCUUUUGUGGACUAUUACAGCUUUUAUGUUAUAAAUACAUUUCUUGGCUCUUGAAUUAUUGGGAAACUCGACUGACACAGCUUUAGCUUCCAAUAAAUAAAGAUUUCCUUUAACAACUGAAUAAUUUCAACAAAAUAAAGGCAAACCCUGUAAUUAAAAAAAGCCCAUCAUGUCCCAGAUUUAAACAUAAACAAAUCCAAAGACUAUAAAAUGAAAUAUUAAAAAAAUAAAAAAUAAAAAAAGGGUCUGUAUUCUGGUGUUUUACAUGAUGGUGUGUUUUUGUCUUUGUCCUCAGAUCAGGCAGUAAAGGCUGUGAGUCAGGAAGGUACAAAACUCAGCCUGGCUUUCUCCAAACCACCGCUACCUUCACAACAGGUCAGAUAGGAUCUUUUUAUUAAACAUGCUCAUUAAAGGCAACGGUUUAUUAAUGCAAACUAAACACACAGGUCCUGAAUGGACUUCAUAAAUCCACAAGAUCUUCAAGUGGAGUUAUAUUGAGUAAUUUCUGUCUGUCUGAGCUGCAGGAUGCCGAGAAGUUAUCAGACUCCAUGAUGAAGAGUGUACUGACUCUUUCCACUGUGUACUACUGGCUGCCUAAGAGCCAAGGUAAUAUACCGUCGGAAACAUGGAGGUCCACACCAGCUGUUCAGAACCUCCAUCCCACCUCUGACUCUGUAGAUCUCCUCUUUGUGUCUCAGGUAUCAGUCUGCGUCGACAGAUUAGGGAUGCCACUGUGGAGGUUUUGGAGGGAGUCUCACAGCUUCUGGAGGUCAUACUGAGGUCACCGCAACAGAGGUACAUCCAAACACAAACAUGGAGGCGACAUACAACCAAACAUGAGAGUCAGGAUGGUGCGUUAAAUAAAACGUAAUGUGAUGGUUUGAAAAACAACUCAAGGCUUAACUGAAAAUAGUAAAAAGAUAACAUAUCCAAUAACACAUUGAAUGAUUGUUAGUGAGAGACUGCGUGAACUAACAGUUCAUCAGUUUCAGAAUAAAGUUCCUGAGUGGAUUUCAUCAUCUACAGUAGUUAAUACCAUUCAAAGAUUCAGAGGAUCUGGAGAAAUCUCUGUACUGAAGGGACAAGGACCAAAACAAGGACUGGAUGGUUCUGAUCUUCAGGGCAUUAAAAACAGACAGGACUCUGGAGUUGGAAUCACUGCAUGGACUCAGAAUCAUAUUAAAAUAGCCAAAGCAGCGCUGAAAUCAGGCCCUUGGCUAUAAGAAGUGGUUCGUGUUGUUUACACUCCUUAUGGUUUAACGGAGAACAAUGUUUGUCCUCACUGCCUUUACUUCCUUUACCUCCUUCUUUGCUUCCUUGUCACCUUAUUACCUCUUCCUCUCUAUACUAUCACCUCCAGUCUGACCCAGGAACAGCUGACAUCAACAGGAGGUGUGUGGUCGGCCUGCGACCAGUUUGCCCAGUUACCACGAGGUCAGUAAAUUUGACUGUAUUAUGGAAUAAAAAUAGCUGCUCCCGUUGCUCAUCUACCUGUCAACUGUAGAUCAGUGGCAGCAGCGUGAGGGUACAAGCCUCUGCCUGCAGGUGUUGAUAAUGAUCUGCACGUUCGUAUUUAGUGGUGUCAUAUUAAGGACAAAUCAGGUCACAGGUUGUUAAGCUCCCUCUGAAGUUACUCGGCCUCUGUGAUUCAGUAAAUCCGUAUUUGAAAUUGAAGAGAUAUAUUUCUGCAAUUUUAAACUGCAGGAAAAAAUAAUGGUUAAAUGUGUUUGUGUUUCUGUCUGACAGAUAAUAAAGCUGCCGUGCUGGUGGUUCUGUCGGAUCAGUCUGGAGUUGUGAAAGACGCCCUGGAGGAAAUUGAACAGGUACACACACCUCCGUGGACAUGAUCUAGACUGACUGUUGUUACCUUGAGAGUUACGGUUCCUCUAACAGAAAUCAAUACUUCUAAUAUUGAUCUCUGAUUAUUCUUUAAUAUUGACUUUAACAAACUUUGCUCCAUGAAUUCAUCAGAUUUUUGUCCAAACACUUAAAGUAAAAUCACAACCUGAAAUCCUUUACCUCCUCUGCAAACUGAAGCAUGAUGUUUUUAAAUGAAGGCUGAUUGAAUAAUAUCUGAAUUCACAGAUUAGUUUAGUUUUUUUUGUUUCCUGUACCCAAAACAAAUUUGGAAAUUUAUGAGAAUAAAGAAGAAAACAAAACAAUGUUGGUAAAUUUAGUAAAAUAACAUUUAAAAUAAUAAAGGCAUUGAAGUCAGAAAUGUUUGUGGAUCAUGUCUCAGGCCUUAGCGGAGGUUCAAGACCCGUUCAGUGAUGUCCUUGAGGACGAACAGGGAGGAGACGAGCCUCGAGGAAACCAGGACACGUACUGGUCUGAGAAGGACCGGCGUGUGAUUGGUCAGUGUCAUGGGCUGAUGAAGGCAUCGGCGGCGUGUCUGAGGAAACUGAUGUCUGCUGUCAGGAGUAACGGUGACAUCAGCACGCCGCAGAAACUUGCUCAACUCGAUGACCUGGGUGACAUCAGCAAGGAGAUCAGCCCAGGGUACAAACUCACACACACACGUUGAAUAUGUUUUACCCCUUAACUCAUUUGAUGAUCCUGCACUUUAAAACGUAGCAUUCGUUUUUAUCUCAUGUCUGAACUUCUCUUGUCUUCUCCUCAGUGUGGAUGAUCUGGCUCUUUGUCUUUACCCUCCAAUGGACUACAUUGGAGUGGAGAGCAACGUAAGACAAUAACACACACACACACACACACACGAUUCAAAGGUUGAGGUUUGUAUAAAUCACAGAAAUAUAUGAUCAAUCUUUCUGAAGUUAACCUGACAUAUUUAGCAGACAGCAGUAACAAACACAGAGAGUCCGACAGCCACUUGGAGUUCCUGCAGCAGGAUAUUUGGACAGAGAAAAAGCAGUAAAGCUGCGUUCAAUGCUACCAAUUAACUACGACGUCUACAGAUAUAACAUGCAAAAUAACGUGACCCAGUGUUGCCAAUGCCUCAGUAAGGAAAGUCGCUGGUGGCUGUCCUAGAAGUCGCGAGAUGACAGCAUCACCUAAUUUGCAUAAUUUUUCAGUCACCCCCGCCAGCAGAGGGGGAGUCUUUCUAGGGUGUCUGUAUGUGUGUGUGGGGUUUUUUUUCGAUGCACAUCUGUUACCCAUUGAGAAGAGUAACAUUGAUACCUGCUUUCAUGUCAGAGUCUCUAAACUCCAGAAAAAGUCGCUAGAUUUGUUGCUAUGUGCUUUUUUGAAAAUAAGUGGCUAGGGGGGUCUGAAAAAUUGCUAUGUUGGCAACACUGAUGCGACCUGUUAGCAGCCAAAUGCUGUUAGCUCGAUUCACCUAAAGUUGAUUAAACAGAAAUGUAUGCCAGGUAUUUUGUCUUUGUGUUGUUUCAUAUCAGUUUUAUCUUUUAAUUUAUUAUGAUAAAUACUUAAAAAAAAAAAAAAAGUCUAAUAAGUAUCCGUAUUUCUUUACAGGUGGCUAAACUGGCGGCACUGCUGAAGAAAGUUUUGGAGAUAAUCAGGUAUGAAGUGAACUCAAACACAUUGUUCUUAAAUAACACAAACUUAAACUGAGAUCUUGUUGCUGAGGUAAGGAGGAGAAGUUUGGUCAUUGCUGGUGUGUCUGUGGGUCAGGUGGGUCACAGCUCUUAUGUAGUUAAACGCUCAUGUAGUUUAAUCUUAGCCUUGGGUUUAUUCAAUCUGAGUAUCAAACUACUUCAUUUAAAACCUGUGCGAUGGUUCGGGACGCUCUUCUGUUUGUGCAGAGAUCUUCUUUUUCACAGUGAUAAUACAAAGUAUCAGCGACUGUCAGAGCUGACGUUGCAGGUAGAGUUCCCUGGAAUCAGUGCUGCAGGUCAGAGCAGUGUCUUCAUAUCUGGGUGUGUUUGAGGUUUGAGAAAAGGGUGGGUGUGUGUGAACCUUAUCAGCUCACCUGCAGGUAAAUUCCUGUCUGUGUGAGUCAUGAAGGUUCACUGAGCUGUAAUUAUGGUUAGAGUCAAAUCUCUAUCCUCUCUAUUUUCAGGUGCAGUCAUGUGUGCGGAGAGUCACAGCUGACCUGGGUUCAGUUCUUAGAGGGGGCCAUUGACCACAACCUGCAGAAAACCAUAGACCUGAUUCAUGCAGACAGUUAGUGUGUGUGUGUGUGUGUGUGUGUGUGUGUGUGUGUGUGUGUGUGUGUGUGUGUGUGUGUGUGUGUGUGUGUGUGUGUGUGUGUGUGUGUGUGUGUGUGUGUGUGUGUGUGAGUGAGUGAGUGUGUGUGUGUGUGUGUGUGUGUGUGUGCGCGUGUGUGUGUAUGAGAGUUGGUGUUUUUUACAGGCAUGUGCAUAAAAAAAUAACAUCUGAGAAUAAGAAAUAAAAGCAGGAACUCCUGACCUGACCUCUUGUAUAGA
This is a messenger RNA of Xyrichtys novacula (pearly razorfish), 5565 nucleotides long. The record is from the annotation of a GenBank genome assembly. NCBI's taxonomy places the organism in Eukaryota, Metazoa, Chordata, Actinopteri, Labriformes, Labridae.